This is a messenger RNA of Dreissena polymorpha, 2376 nucleotides long. Its product is annotated as cyclic nucleotide-binding domain-containing protein 1-like. The transcript has 14 exons. Lineage: Eukaryota; Metazoa; Mollusca; Bivalvia; Myida; Dreissenidae. The record is from RefSeq and is a predicted model, not a curated record. The coding region runs from base 106 to 1614 and encodes 502 amino acids.
AACCUACAAAUGGUUGCUCGUGAAACCAAUGUAAACAAAUAUGGCGACACUGAGAGGUGCUUUAUAAAAAACAGGAGAGUAAAAUAGAUUUAAUAUAAGUUUCCGAUGGCGUUGGAGACAAGAAAAGAUCUCUCAUUGAGGAGAUGGAAUAGUGCAAACGCUAGGAAUUAUCCAACGACCCUUCCAAAAUUAGAUAGGCCACCAGCUGUAGAUUAUGAGAAACUCAGAGAGUUGUGUGGAAUAGAAGGACUUAAGGAUAUUCAGAAUGGAAUUGAAGUUUCAUCUGAAGAUGCCCAUAGAACAUUUAUGGACAAUUAUAAAGCGAUAUUUGUACAGAAACCAAAGAAACUCGGGUUUCCCAUUCACUCAGAACAAAGAGAACAGUACAAAUCUUCAGUCCUUAGUCUUACACAAAAUGCUACAGGUAAAACAAGCACAGAACAGCUAGAGAAGAAAGUCUAUAAAAAAGAAUGGCCCAUCGAUAAAAUAACACAUGACGUUCGGGAUUACCUCCCCCUGCUACAUAAGCAGAGGAAGAUAGAAGAUCCUGAGCUUAUACGACAAGAAAAUCUAAAGACACUAAGAAGAAUAUCUAGAAAAUUGCCAUUCCAGCGGACUGCGUCCGACAAUGAGAAGCUGUUCAACAUUCUGAGAACAUUCUCGUUCUUCAAGCAGAACAUUCCAGAAAAUGUCCUCAAGGAACUUUGUGUGGUUGCUGUCCAUGAAACGUGGAAGGACCCAGAGUUUACAAUAUUUGGCAACACUGGGUUACACAUGGUCCUACACGGGACAGUGGUCCCUCUUACAGACCCCUAUCUAAAUGACGAUGAAGGGGCCAGCUUACGAUCCCCAACACCCCUGCUAUCAAACACACAGAUCAAGAUCACUCCUGGGCAGUGCUUUGGAACUCUCAUUAGAGUCGAGGGAAGAGAAGUCAGUUCCAAAGUAUACAGUGUUGUCACUGAAGAAAGCAACUGUGAAUUUUUAAAAAUCCCUGCUAAGGAUUAUUCAAGAGUCAUUGAGCAAAUCAAGCAGCGAGAGCACACCGAGAAGUUGAAUCUGCUGCUCUCCUGCGGCCAGUACAAGCUGUGGCCACGACAACCACUUCUGCAGGUCGCGGAACUGAUAGAGUGGAUCAACUACCCCCCUAACACCGUUAUUGUGAGUGAGGGUUACAUGUCACCAUUUAUCGGGUUUAUCAAAGACGGGGAGUGUCACAUUCUGCGACAGGUGGAGGUUAUGCACACACUGCCCAAUGGAAAACGGGAAAAGAGAACCAAGCAGGUGGUGAUGGGGAGGCUGGGCCCAUCAGAGUCGUUUGCGGAGCUCAGUGUGCUCAUGCAUGAGCAGAUCACAUGCUCCGUUGUCACAGCAACCAAAAUGGCCCUCGGAGUUAUAAGGCCAGAGAAAAUAAAAGACUUGGAUGAAACUACCAUUCAGCUGUUCAAACAGUCUAGUAACAGAACAUUUGGCGAGCUUACAAAGGACGAGAUUCAAGAUGAGUACAUGAGACAGGAGCUGAAGCGGGAAUGGAACGAAUUCAAACACGGAGUGCUUCUGGACGUGAUCAACUCCAAAGGAAUACGACCCGGAUACGGAAAGUGGUCUAAGUGAGACCCAGAUUUGGCAAGUCGUCUCAGUGAGACAAAACCAGCACAUUGAAUGUACAUGAACUCACUGUAACUUCUCAACAUGUGUGCAGUGAAUUUGCGCAUCAUUCAAAAGAAGCGUAUGUGAAUUAGACUAAAAUGCAUUCAUUGAGAAUGUGUCGAUGAUUUUAAUGUUUCCCAAUAAAAAAAUACUGGUAUAGCAUACAUGUACUUUUAUACUUAAUUUUAUAUUGUUUAACUUGUAUUUAUCAUACUUGCGACUUAAUAUUAGCAUUUUGGGACUGUAAUGGUACGCUGAAUGAUUUUCGGAAAAUAGGGAACAUUAUUUAUUCAAUAUUCCAUUACUGACUGUUAUAAGAAACUUAAAGUUUUACAAUUUAGAAUACAUGGAGCUUUAAGGUGAAGUGUUUAAAAUUCCAUUUUUAGUUAAUAUAUAUAUGAGCACAUGUAUAUUAUUGUUGAGUUGGAUAGGGAAAGCAACUUUCUUAUUUUAUAAAUUGCAGUUAUUUAUAGGUCAGUGUGUGCAUUUAUAUAUAGACAUGGACGGCAACAUAAUUAUACAUAUAAGAUUUGUGUUUUCUAUAAAUGUUUUUAUUUUUUAUAUUUUUUUAUUCUCCAUUUACUUAAUUGUUUCUAACAAAGUUACUUUAAUUAAUAUUUUACAUGAGAGAUGCAAGUGUGUGACAAAAAAGGAUUUCCGGUAAAAUUAUUUAUGCUUAUGUGUUUACUUUGACAUGCUUUUAUUAUUAAAAAAAAAUUACAUAAA